This is a messenger RNA of Gastrolobium bilobum, 939 nucleotides long. RefSeq names its product chlorophyll a-b binding protein CP24 10A, chloroplastic. The transcript has 2 exons. Gene Ontology annotation, cellular component: membrane. Gene Ontology annotation, biological process: photosynthesis, light harvesting in photosystem I; response to light stimulus. The record is from RefSeq and is a predicted model, not a curated record. Bases 110 to 886 code for a protein of 258 amino acids. NCBI's taxonomy places the organism in Eukaryota, Viridiplantae, Streptophyta, Magnoliopsida, Fabales, Fabaceae.
CACUCACAGAUAAAACCACUCCCAAGUGUGCAUUUGCAAAUAAAACUUCAAAAGCAGCAUCUUUGUCUCACUAUCUCCCCAGAGAGUGUAUUAUAGAGGGAAAAGAGAGAUGGCAGCUGCAACAUCUGGUGCUGUGUUAAAUGGGUUGGGAUCUUCUUUCUUGUGUGGAGGAAAGAGGAGCCAAACCCUUCUGGCUAGUGGUACUGGUGGCAAAGUUGGUCCUACUGUUAGUCCUAAAAGACUUGUUGUGGCUGCAGCUGUUGCAGCAAAGAAAUCAUGGAUCCCUGCUGUUAAAGGUGGUGGGAACUUCAUCGACCCAGAAUGGCUCGAUGGAUCGCUACCAGGUGACUAUGGUUUUGAUCCACUAGGCCUAGGCAAGGACCCUGCAUUCCUCAAAUGGUACAGAGAAGCUGAGCUCAUUCAUGGGCGGUGGGCAAUGGCUGCAGUUGUAGGGAUCUUUGUAGGCCAAGCUUGGAGUGGAGUUCCAUGGUUUGAGGCUGGAGCUGACCCUAAUGCAAUUGCUCCUUUCUCAUUUGGUUCUCUUCUAGGCACCCAGUUGCUUCUCAUGGGGUGGGUAGAGAGCAAGAGAUGGGUGGACUUCUUCAACCCAGAUUCACAGUCAGUUGAAUGGGCCACUCCAUGGUCAAGAACCGCAGAGAACUUUGCCAAUGCCACUGGCGAUCAAGGCUACCCAGGGGGCAAAUUUUUUGACCCUUUGGGCUUGGCUGGCACUCUUAAGGAUGGUGUUUACAUUCCAGAUAGAGAAAAGCUAGAAAGAUUGAAAUUGGCUGAGAUUAAGCAUGCCAGGAUUGCUAUGUUGGCUAUGCUGAUUUUCUACUUUGAGGCUGGACAAGGGAAGACCCCCCUUGGCGCUCUUGGCUUGUAAACUAAACAAUUCAUGUAGAUAAUCGAAUUGAGAGGCUAGACAGUUGUUGCAAA